Molecule: messenger RNA, 2155 nt
Organism: Chara braunii
Lineage: Eukaryota; Viridiplantae; Streptophyta; Charophyceae; Charales; Characeae
Source: the annotation of a GenBank genome assembly
UCGUUCUCAAAACGAAGUGUGGUCAGACUCAUCGCGUCCCGUUCAUCGGAACCACGGGCGACGCCCCGCCCGACCUACCUCCCCAGGACCCUCGUCCCUCAGGGUCCCACCCCGACAUCGCGUUCACUUCCCCUCGUCAGUUUGCUCACUUCAUACGACAGGAGGACGUUACGUUCUACUCAGUGAACGUCAUGGAUCUUUUUCGCUAUGAUCCACUCUGUCCUGAGAUUGAGCUCAUCUCUCUGGAGCUCGAUCCCCCUGACCCUUCCUCCAUCUUUGCGGCUCCCAUCUCUACGUCCAUCCGUCAGCCUGCGGAUACCCCCUCCACGUCCCAGGCCCCUGAGUCGUCGACUGUCGAGCCCACACAUACGUCUCGUGCCAACGCAGAUGCUGAGGAACUCACACGGUUCACGGCAGACUUAGAGCCCGCCGUUCGCGACCUGAUUCGAGAGUACCGCGACGUCUUCCCCCCAUAUUUCUCAUACAGCGGGAUUCCCCCGAUGCGCGGUGUUGAGCAUUUUAUCCAGCUCGCGCCUGACUAUCGUGUUCACCAUCAGGCACCGUACCGACUCUCGAUUCCAGAGGCGACGGAAAUCAAGCGUCAGCUUGAGGAGCUCUUUCGACUUGGUUUCAUUAAACCCAGUAACUCCCCUUGGGGUGCACCUGUCCUCUUUGCUCGCAAAGCGGACGGAACUCUCCGCCUCUGCAUCGACUACCGCGGCCUUAACCGUUACACGGUUAAGAAUAGUUAUCCCAUGCCCCGCGCGGAUGAGCUGUUUGACCGUCUGGCAGGCAACCGCUUCUUCACGAAGAUCGAUCUUCGUAGCGGUUACCACCAGAUCCGCGUUGCCACCGAGGAUCAGCCGAAGACCGCCUUCCGAUCGCGCUUCGGCCACUACGAGUUCACGGUGAUGUCAUUCGGCCUCACCAAUGCACCAGCCACCUUCCAGACGGCGAUGAACGACAUCUUCAGAGACAUCCUUGAAGAAUACGUUCUCGUAUACCUGGACGACAUCCUGGUCUACAGUCGUACCUUAGAAGACCAUCUCAGACACCUCCGCGAUGUCCUACAACGCUUAUGCAAGCAUGGCUUCUAUGCCAAGCUCAGUAACUGCCACUUUGCCCAGCGCAAAGUGGACUUCCUAGGACACCAUGUGUCUGACCAGGGUCUCCACAUGGAUGACGCAAAGAUCACUGCUAUUGCAAAGUGGCCCAUCCCCACAUCUGUCAAAGAGCUUCGCAGUUUCCUAGGCCUCACCAGCUAUUAUAGUAAUUUUAUCCAGGGAUACGCUAGUUUCACCACUCAGCCCAUCAAGGGUGAAACGAACUGCGUCGCCGAUGCCUUGUCCCGCCAACCUGAUCACAAUCAGGAGCCCAUCCAUCUUGCUGCCAUCUCGAUCACCACUGUUGAUCAGUCGGUGAUCGAUGCGUAUCGCAUUCAGUACCGCCAUUGCCCCGAUUAUGGCGUAAUCCACGCGACACUACGGAGUGGCAAGAUCGUUAUUUCCUACUCCCUCGGGGAGAACGGCCUUGUGUACUGGCAUGGCAGAUCUAGUCAGCUAGAACCACGUAUCUGCGUUUCCUCCACCGGACAGCUCCGCGUCCAGGCUGUAGCAGAGUUCCAUGACCAGGCAGCUGCCGGUCAUAUGGGUUUCUACAAGACGUUGGCUCGUGUUUGCCGCCUAUACGUCUGGCCGAAGUCCAAGGACUUUGUCAAAGCUUACAUCCAGGAGUGUCCUACCUGCCAGGAGGUGAACAAUGCGAACCACCUUCCGUAUGGGUUACUUCAGCCCCUACCCAUACCUGAGGGUCGUUGGCAGUCCAUCUCGAUGGAUUUUAUUGGUCCCCUCCGCCCACCCACUGAGCGCGGUCAUGAUGCUAUCUUGGUCGUCGUCGAUCGCUUCAUGAAGCGUGCACGUUUUGUCCCGUGCCGCUAUCGCAUUAGCGCUCGUGAGGUCGCCGACAUCGUCUUCGACCGAGUCGUAAGAGAUUACGGCUUACCUCACAGCAUCAUCUCCGGCCGUGACCCGCGCUUUACCAACACAUUCUAGCGACGCCUACACGAGGUGUACGGAUCUCAACUCCGCUUCUCAUCGUCUUACCACCCCUAGACGGAUGGUCAGACUGAGAUCACUAAUAAAACUCUCGGUAAUAU